GUGGGAAAAGCGAGUAAAAUGGGAAAUUGAGAAGUGAGCGCGUGAGAGAGAGAGAGAGAGAGAGAGAGAGAGAGAGAGAGAGAAUGAUCGGAUCGGAACAGUUAGAGAGAAACGUGGAGCGGUGUGUGCAGUGAAAAAUGGCUGCUAUCGUGUCUCUCAGUGGAAGGCCUUCCUCUGGGCUCUGCAAAAUCAAUGGCAUUUCCGUCAUUCCUCCGUUUAGGGUUUAAUGGCGGCUCUGGCUGCGGCUCCCCCUAGGGUUUUUCCAUUUUAUCCCUAUCCUCUCUCCUCUCUCUCUCACCGCUUUCGAUCGGUUUCCAUAUAUUUACUCUCUUUCACUCAUGAUUCUGCUUUCUCUGGUUUCAAUUUCAAUUUCCUGAAUAAAGCUGAAAUGGGCAUGAUGGAUGUGUUGAGACGAAAGAAUAAGGUGGAACGUGUAGAGGAUGAUACCAAGAAAUACUGUGUUGAUUGUAAGACUACCAAGACCCCUUUAUGGCGUGGAGGCCCCGCUGGACCUAAGUCACUGUGUAACGCAUGUGGGAUCAGGUUUAGAAAGAGAAGAGUCUCCACCAUUGGAACCAACAGAGGGUGUGACAGAAAGAGAGAAAAGGCUCAUAGCCAUGGCGGCUCCACCACUGCCGCCAUGUCAGCCACCACUUCCUCUAGUGCCACCGCUGCCGAUGCAAAAUCCAACAACGGUGGCGCAGAUGGGGAGGAGGAAGAAGAGGAUUUAGGGGAAUGUGGGUCAUUGAGGAUGAGGCUGAUGAUGGCGUUGGGGGAGGAGGUGGUGGUGCAGCAGAAUAUUUCGAAACAGCGGCCCCCGAGGAAGCUCGGGGAGGAGGAGCAGGCAGCGGUGUCGUUAAUGGCACUGUCCUGUGGCUCUGUGUUUGCCUGAACCAGAAGUAGGAAGAAGAAGAAGGAGGUACAGAAGCAGUAGUAGUAUUUAGUAUUUUACACAUCAAAGUUCUAACCAAUACCAAUUACCAACCAAAGAAUCACCAUCACCUCCUUUUCUGCAUAUUUUGUCACUUUUUUUUUUUUUUUAACCUCUAAAUUAAUGAAAUGGAAGAGACCCAGAAUAGUAGGAAUUGGGUUUCUUCCAAAAAUGGUAGUGUUAGGGAAAUCAAAAAGAAAGGAGAUUUAGGGAGAUUCAAAAUGAUGGUUUUGUGCAGUUGUUGUAGGGCUGUAGUUAUUUUUCUUUUCUUUAAUUCAUGUGUUCAUAUGCCACCAAAAUGACACAAAUCUACAUAAGCCUGUUCUCUCACUCUCUUCCCCAAAGAAAAGAAAAUUACUAUGGUUAUAACCCAAUUUGGGUUUAAA
Molecule: messenger RNA, 1317 nt
Organism: Momordica charantia (bitter melon)
Lineage: Eukaryota; Viridiplantae; Streptophyta; Magnoliopsida; Cucurbitales; Cucurbitaceae
Product: GATA transcription factor 15
Biological process (GO): regulation of DNA-templated transcription
Molecular function (GO): zinc ion binding; sequence-specific DNA binding
Source: RefSeq, a predicted model, not a curated record